GGAAAACGAAACCUAACAGAAUAUAGGCUCUCACAGUCACAACAGGGGACAACAAACAACAGAUCAGUACAACCACACUAAAAAGAUGGAACGAGGAAAAGGAGGAACUCAGAGGACUCUGUUCCUGUUGACACUCUGUCUACAAGCCUUCACUGGUCAAUGCCAAGUUUCAGGGCAGCUCUCUGACCUCAGGAUAGUUCUGGUGGGGAAGACUGGAUCAGGGAAGAGUGCAACAGGAAACACCAUCCUGGGAAAAAAUGUGUUUAAAGUGGAGGCUUCUCCAGUGUCUGUGACUGCACAGAGUGAGAAACAGAGUGGAGUGGUGGAUGGGAGGAAGAUUGAUGUCAUCGACACCCCGGGGCUCUAUGACACAACACUGUCUAAAGAAGAGAUGAAAAGUGAAAUAGAAAAGGCCAUCUACAAGUCAGUCCCAGGACCCCACGCCUUCCUGCUGGUGAUCAGACUGGGGAGGUUCACAGAGGAGGAGAGGAACACUGUGAAGUGGAUCCAGGACAACUUUGGAGAAGAAGCCUCAAUGUACAUCAUCAUUCUGUUCACACAUGGAGAUCAACUGGAGGGCAAAACAGUGGAGGACUUGGUGAAUGAGAGGAAUAUAUAUAUCUGUGGGGGCAGAUAUCACUCCCUAAAUAAUAACAAGAGAAAACACAACACUCAGGUCCCAGAGCUGCUGAAGAAAAUAGAGGAGAUGGUGGAGAAGAAUGACGGACAACCCUACACCAGUGAGAUGUACCAGGCGGCCCAGAGGAAGAUUGAAGAGGAGGAGCUGAGGAUAGUUCUGGUGGGGAAGACUGGAUCAGGGAAGAGUACAACAGGAAACACAAUCCUGGGUAAAAAUGUGUUUAAAGUGGAGGCUUCUCCAGUGUCUGUGACUGCACAGAGUGAGAAACAGAGUGGAGUGGUGGAUGGGAGGAAGAUUGAUGUCAUCGACACCCCGGGGCUCUAUGACACAACAAUGUCUAAAGAAGAGAUGAAAAGUGAGAUAGAAAAGGCCAUCUACAUGUCAGUCCCAGGACCCCAAGUGUUCCUGCUGGUGAUCAGACUGGGGAGGUUCACAGAGGAGGAGAGGAACACUGUGAAGUGGAUCCAGGAGAACUUUGGAGAAGAUGCCUCAAUGUACACCAUCAUUCUGUUUACACAUGGUGAUCAACUGAAGGGCAAAACAGUCAAAGGGUUUCUGGCUCAGAGCAAAGAGCUACGGAGACUCAUCAAUAUGUGUGGGGGCAGAUAUCACUCCCUAAUCAAUGACAAGAGAAGAGACAACACUCAGGUUAGAGAGCUGCUGGAGAAGAUCGAGGAGAUGGUGGUGGAGGACAAUGGAGGAGAACACUACACCAAUGCUGACUAUGAAGCGGCUCAGAGAAAGAUCAUAGAGGAGAAUAUGUAUAACUGUAAACUGGCAGCGUAUGGCGGUCUAGCCGCAGCAGGACUAGGGAUGGUGUUUGCUCCACCAGUAUUGGUGGCAGCAGGUGUAGCUGUAGGUGUCAGCCAAGGGUUUGAAUGCACUAAGGAGAUGCUAGGCUUUUACAGACAACGAUAUACAGAACUGUGCAACCACACUAAAAUUGUAAUAAUGGCACGAGGAAGAGGAAGGACUCUGAGGAUUCUGUUCCUGUUGACACUCUGUGUUGUACCUGGUCAAUGCCAAGUUUCAGGGCAUCCCUCUAACCUGAGGAUAGUUCUGGUGGGGAAGACUGGAUCAGGGAAGAGUGCAACAGGAAACACCAUCCUGGGGAGGGAGGGGUUUAAAGUGGAGGCUUCUCCGGUGUCUGUGACUGCAACGUGUGGGAAACAGAGUGGGGAGGUGGAUGGGAGGAAGAUUGAUGUCAUCGACACCCCGGGGCUCUAUGACACAACAAUGUCACAAGAAGAGAUGAAAAGUGAAUUAGUCAGGUGUAUAGAACAGUCAGUCCCAGGACCCCACGCCUUCCUGCUGGUGAUCAGACUGGGGAGGUUCACAGAGGAGGAGAGGAACACUGUGAAGUGGAUCCAGGAGAACUUUGGAGAAGCAGCCUCAAAGUACACCAUCUUGCUGUUCACACAUGGAGAUCAACUGGAGGGUAAAUCAGUGGAGGAGUUUCUGGCUGAGAGCAAAGAGUUACGGAAACUCAUCAAUAUCUGUGGGGGCAGAUAUCACUCCCUAAACAAUGACAAGAGAAAACACAACACUCAGGUCCCAGAGCUGCUGAAGAAGAUAGAGGAGAUGGUGAAGAAGAAUGGAGGAAAACACUACACCAAUGAGAUGUACCAGGAGGCCCAGAGGAAGAUCGAAGAAGAGGAGGAGAGGAAGAGACAGGAAGAGGAGAAGAGAGAGAGAGAGAGGAGACAGGAAGAGGAAGAAAGAAGAAGAAGAGAAGAGAAAUUGAAUGACUGCAAGUGGUCAGCACUUGCCAGUACGGCUGCAUUGGGGUUGGGAGCCAUGUUCAGCUCUCCAUGGUCGUUAGCAGCAGGGGCUGCAUUAGCCGCUGUUAAAGGUUAUCAGUGCAUGGGCACCUAUUUCACCUCAGGUAGUUCCAACUCAGAAGACCAGAAGGAAUAAGAUUUCCACAUCCACCAUCUCAGAUUAAGAUGAAUUAUUGUGUUAUAUAAUAUAAAAUUAAGAUGAAUUAUUGUGUUACAAAAUAUAAAUGUAAUUUGAUCUCUGAGAAAUAAGCUAAUUUAUUGUGGCCAAAUUUGACAUUUUAAUGAAUUAGAUUCAUAUACUAUUCAAUAAAUAUAGUACCCAA
Messenger RNA from Salvelinus fontinalis (brook trout), 2744 nucleotides. RefSeq lists its product as uncharacterized. The transcript is spliced from 8 exons. Gene Ontology annotation, molecular function: GTP binding. Bases 86 to 2557 code for a protein of 823 amino acids. Lineage: Eukaryota; Metazoa; Chordata; Actinopteri; Salmoniformes; Salmonidae. The record is from RefSeq and is a predicted model, not a curated record.